Messenger RNA from Colletotrichum tamarilloi, 867 nucleotides. Its product is annotated as chromo domain-containing protein. Gene Ontology annotation, cellular component: pericentric heterochromatin; nucleus. The record is from RefSeq and is a predicted model, not a curated record. The transcript is spliced from 5 exons. Bases 1 to 867 code for a protein of 288 amino acids. Gene Ontology annotation, biological process: negative regulation of transcription by RNA polymerase II; chromatin organization. NCBI's taxonomy places the organism in Eukaryota, Fungi, Ascomycota, Sordariomycetes, Glomerellales, Glomerellaceae. Gene Ontology annotation, molecular function: chromatin binding.
AUGUCGCGUCGCAUGAAGCUGACAGCUUCUAUAGCUAUUAGCGAUGACGAGAUGUCCGACGCCGGCGGCGAAAUCGCUAUCCCGCUCAAAGAGAAGCGCGCAAAGAGCCGAUCCGCAGAAUACCGAGACGAUGUCAGCGAAGCCAAGAGCGAAGAAGACAUUCCCAUCAUCUCCGGCGACCUGAACGGCAACGCCACCAAGCCUGCCAAAGCUGCUAAGGUAGCCGCUGUCGUGGCCGAUGAGGAGGACGAGGAAGGCGACGAAGACGACGAUUUGGAGGCUGAUGAAUACGUUGUCGAGAAGAUCCUUGACCAUGUGGGCACUGUGAACUUCCGUGUCAAAUGGGAAGGUUACUCUAAGAAAUCAGACCAGACCUGGGAGCCGGAAGACAGCCUGAAGGAAGGCGCAUCAGAGAUCUUGGAAGAAUACCUUAAGAAGCUCGGUGGGCGUGAGGCGCUGUUUGAGGAGAAGACCAAGGCCAAGACCACGAAGAAGCGCGGCCGCCCCAGUGCUUCGUCGUCUACACCGCCGGCGAGCAGCAAGAGGGGCAAGCGUAAUGGUCACCCCGCCGAAUCUACUCCUCCCGCGUCAGUAAAGGAGGCUAAAGCGAAGGCCUGGACGCUGCCCAGCGGCAGCUGGGAGGAUGACGUCGAGUCGAUCGAUGCCUGCGAGGACGAAGAGUCAGGCUCCAUCAUCAUCUAUCUCAAUUGGCGAAACGGCCAGAAGACUAAGCAUCCCAAGGAGGUAGUGUAUAAGAGAUGUCCCCAAAAGAUGCUGCAAUUUUACGAAAAGCACAUUCGCAUCAUCAAGGCGGGACCCGACGCCGAUCCUACGGACCUUGAUACCGCGCCCGAAGCCAAGAUGUAG